This is a messenger RNA of Papaver somniferum (opium poppy), 474 nucleotides long. RefSeq lists its product as uncharacterized. The record is from RefSeq and is a predicted model, not a curated record. The coding region runs from base 1 to 474 and encodes 157 amino acids. NCBI's taxonomy places the organism in Eukaryota, Viridiplantae, Streptophyta, Magnoliopsida, Ranunculales, Papaveraceae. Gene Ontology annotation, molecular function: nucleic acid binding; RNA-DNA hybrid ribonuclease activity. The transcript has a single exon.
AUGCCCCCUUCGUUUGGAUGGAUAAAAUGUAAUAUUGAUGGAGCCUUUGAUGACAUUACUGGAGACAAUGGUGCAGGUUAUGUGGUGAGAGAUUUCUCAAGCAAAGCUUCUUUCUGUGCUGCUAUGGUGUUUGGAGUUUCAUGUGCAGAAGAAGCAGAAGCCAGAACUAUUUGGGGAGUUCUUAAGAAAGCAGUGGAACAGAAGUUGACUCACAUUAUCAUAGAAAGUGAUGCAAAAGACUUGGUGGAGCAACUUUCUUCCGGUUUUUUUGAUGGUGAUCCUAGGACAGAUGCCAUUUUUAAAGACAUUAAGCUUUUUUCUUCUAAGUUGUCUGCUUGUAUUUUCAGUUUUCAACCUAGAAUUUGUAAUUAUGUUACUCAUGAGUUAGCUCGAUGGACAAAACGUAAGAAAACCUCUAUGUACUGGACUGUGCCUCCUGUUUGGCUAGUUCCAACAGUUGAGGGGUACUACUAG